AUUGCAAUCAUUGCAAGUGCAUCAAUCAUUGCAUGCAUGACCUGAACAUCGUGCUCCUCCCAAACCACCAUCACUUCGCCGAUAAAGCAGAAAAGUAAAAGUGCCGGAGUAGGUCUUGCCGUGUUCUCUGCUGUCCCUGUCGGUCGAUUUGUCGUCAGGUUCUCGUGUGUCUUUCUCUGAGUAGAUAGUCAGGAUGGCGCGGAUCUCUGCAUUUGUUUCGAUUGGUUUGGUCAUGGCGACAGCAAUGUGUGUCUAUGCCGAUUGGGACUAUAUGCUGUUCGAGGAGCAAUGGGCUCCGGGUGCGUGCUGGCAAGGUGGAAAGACGCUUGUCAAUAUCCAGGGACUUGGCCGCCAUCACCAUAGUGGGAGUAAAGAAUGUGACAUUCCAGCAGUGGCAAGUGAUGGGUUCACCAUCCAUGGAUCCUGGCCUACGAAGGACGGCAGCGAAGGUCCGAAUUACUGCAAUGACUCUUGGCCAUUCUCUCCAGCUCCCAUCCAGGAUUUAGUCAGUGACCUUGAUGUGUUUUGGCCCUCUUUCUACGGGCCCAACGCUGAGUUCUGGUCUCAUGAGUGGGAUAAACACGGUGUAUGUGCAGCUCAACUUCCAGCACUCAACUCUGAGCACAAGUUCUUCGACUUUGUACUGGAAUUGCGCAAGAAGCAUGACUUUAAGCAAUACUUUGCGGAUGGCGGUGUCCUUCCCAGUCAAGAUCGUACGUACAGCUUCACCAACAUGACCAAGACCGUCCAGAACGCCAUUGGAGUCGCGCCAUUCCUCUCUUGUCAGCAGGGCGGGGACGGUGCGCAGUACUUGUCUGCGCUUGCCGUGUGCAUCGGCCGCACACUGGCCAUCACCGAGUGUCCAGUGGAAGUGUUCUCGGAGCGCGGCCAUUGCCAGAGCGACACCCCGAUCACCUACCUGCCGCACAAAGCAAUGUGAAGAGCGUACAUGUGCUGCGUAGCAGCCAUUGGAGACGGCGCUCUAUCGGGGAGGUUGAGCGUCUCUUGUAAGCUUGUAAGCAGCAGUCCGGUGCUAGUGCAUAUGUAUGAUUGGCUGUGCUCGUGGCUGUAGUCCUUUUUAACUCCUGCUGACUGCAGUAGUGCUGCCAUAGCGCAGGAUGUGUUGCUGUGGCAUCGGUGCCGUGGCAACGAUGCCGGGUGCUGCAUGUGUGCGAGUGCUUGCAUGCGUGUGUAUGUGCGUGUUGGUGACUCUGUGUCCCACGCGCGCGUGUGUGUGUGUACCGCACGUUGUCAGCUCUACCGAUGUUUGGUGCAUUGCGAGUGUGCGCCGUGCCGUGUGCGGCCGAAGCUGCUCUUUUACUCGUAACCAUUCCCCUCACUCUCUUUCUGUCUCUGCUCUCUCUCUCUCUCUCUUUCUGUCUCUGCUCUCUCUCCGCUCUCUCUCUCUCUCUCUCUCUCUCUCUCUCUCUCUCUCUCUCUCUCUCUCUCUCUCUCUCUCUCUCUCUCUCUCUCUCUCUCUCUCUCAGUGUCCGGGUGACCAAUUUUUAAUUUUCAUCCUCUUUGAGUUGCUUUGCGGCCGUGUAGGGCUGUGCUAACGUUUGAUUUUGAUUUGUCCCAACUUGGCAGCGUGCCGACUUGCACUAGCAGCUAAGCAUAGCAUCGUGUGUGUGUGUGCGCGCGCGCGCGCGCGUGCGUGCGUUGAUUUGAGGCGGCAGCUGAUUGCGUGAUAACAUGCUUUAGUUUAUUUUUACUAAUUUUUUAUUCUCCUGCUCAUGGACAAGUCUUGUUUUACUGAUAGUAUCCAGCUGCUGCUGCUGCUGCUGCUGCUGUGAAAUGCAUUUAUAGUAAUCCGGCAUAUAUCAAUUCUCCCUCCAA
This is a messenger RNA of Sycon ciliatum, 1836 nucleotides long. RefSeq names its product ribonuclease Phyb-like. Gene Ontology annotation, cellular component: extracellular region. The record is from RefSeq and is a predicted model, not a curated record. NCBI's taxonomy places the organism in Eukaryota, Metazoa, Porifera, Calcarea, Leucosolenida, Sycettidae. The transcript has 9 exons. The coding region runs from base 194 to 940 and encodes 248 amino acids. Gene Ontology annotation, molecular function: RNA binding; ribonuclease T2 activity. Gene Ontology annotation, biological process: RNA catabolic process.